GAGAGGCUUUUAUUUUAGCUUGACGUCGUGACGUCACGGAGACGGUGCGUGCUGCGUGCGCUGACGAAAGAUUUGGAUCUCCACAGCACAUGUGAUCAACAUCUGGAGUAAAGCUCAUCCCACAUUCGAAGUGAAGCUCCUCCCACCUCUGAAAUGAAGCCCCUCCCACAGCUGAAGUGAAGCUCCUCCCACAGCCGGAGUGAAGCUGAGGAGGCCAACAGGCAGAAAUCACUGUAAACCAUUGAAGGAUGGAGUUUGUCCGAGUGGUGAUUGGAGACGUGAGUGAUCCAGAACCAUUCACGAUAUUAAAGGAGGACCCCGAGGAACAAAAAGACCCGGUGGAGGUGAAGGAGGAAAGUCACGAGCUGAAUGAAGUGGAGGAAGAACCUCGUGCGAUCAUAAACAGCUCAGAGACUGAAAAUAAAAGCACACAGAAAACAGCACUGGUCUGUCCUCACUGUGGAAAGACUUUCAGACAGAGAGGUCAUCUUGAGGAUCACAUCAGGACUCACACAGGAGAGAAGCCUUACGCCUGCCUCCAGUGCGGGAAGAGCUUCACACACAAGGGAAACCUGAAGGAUCACAUGAGGAUUCACUCGGGAGAGAGACGCUUCUCCUGUCAGCACUGCGGGAAGAGCUUCACACACAAGGGAAACCUGAAGGAUCACAUGAGGAUUCACUCGGGAGAGAGACGCUUCUCCUGUCAGCACUGCGGGAAGAGGUUCACACAUAAAGCCAACCUCACGGAUCACAUCCGGAUCCACACGGGAGAGAAGCCGUUCUCCUGCGAUCAGUGCGGGAAGAGCUUCACACACGCCACCAGUCUGAAGACUCACCUGCUGUCUCACUCCGGAGAGCGGCCCUUCAGCUGCCAUCAGUGCGGACAGAGCUUCAUCCUAGCGGCGCACCUGAAGAGACACCUGCGGAUCCACACCAACGAGAGACCACACGUGUGCUCCUUCUGCGGGAAGAGCUUCCUGUGGCUCUGCUACUUCAAAGACCACCAGAAGAAGCACUCGGGUGUGAAAGCUCACGUGUGCUCCGAGUGCGGCAGCGCCUUCACGAGAGCCAGCGAGCUGAAGAUGCACCAGAGGACACACACCGGAGAGAAGCCCUACACCUGCUCGUGCUGCGGGAAGAGCUUCGCCGAGUCUGGAAACCUGAAGAAACACCAGCGCGUUCACACCGGAGAGAAGCCCUACCAGUGUCCCUCGUGCGCUGCCAGCUUCAGUCAGUUCAGCCAUUUACUGAGACACCUAAAACACCAGAGCUGUCCGAAGCUGACGCAGUUCCUCUUCAGGCCUCCGGGGGACCAGUCCUCCUCAGCUCAAACACUCACCAUUCACCCGAAGGAGGAGCUUCUGCCACAAUAACACAUCAGACUGAGACAUUUAUAUUCAUAUGAGAAGACUAAGGUGAAGUUUGGGAGCAGAAUGAUUUUUAUGUUUGUUUUUUUUUUUUUACAGGUGUUUCUUCUGCUCAUCAGGGCUGCAUUUGAAUAAACGCUUUUCUUUUUCUUUUUUAUUUAUCAAAAAAUUCUGAAAUAAGUACCACAGUUUCCAAAGAAAUAUUUGUCAGCACAACUGUUGAUGAUUAUAAUAUUAAAUCAGUAUAUUAGAACGAUUUCUGAAGAUCAUGUGACACUUUAUACUGGAAUAAUUAUGCUGAAAAUACAGCUGCACAUCACAGAAAUAAAUUAUAUUUUAAAAGGUAUUAAAAUAGAAAACAUUAUUUUAUAUUGUAAUAACAUUUUGCAAGAUUACUAUUUUUUUCUGUAUUUUUAAUCAAAUAAAUGCAGCUUUGAUGAGCAGAAGAGACUUCUUUAAAAAAACAUCACAAGUCUCACGGACUCCAGACUUUUGAGCGUUAGUGUACAUCCCGCUGACAAACUCUAGAAAAGAAAAAUAAUUGUAUUAAAAAUAAAACAUCUGUCGAUUACUGUAUCUUUUAUUAUAUCGUGUUUUGUCUAAACAGAAGCUGACAUAUCAAACAUCAUCUGAGUGUAAUGUUUAAAAGCAUUUCUUCAGAGUGAAGAUGAAUAGAUGAGAGUUGUUUUCUGUGCAAGAAGAGAAGUUUGGAGCAACGUUGGACACUUCAAAAAAAUAAAAGCUUCAGUGCAUCGCUCUGAACAAAAGACUUAAUAAAAGUGCAAUGCUUGUUCACCUUCAGAAA
Carassius gibelio (silver crucian carp) is the source of this 2172-nucleotide messenger RNA. Its product is annotated as gastrula zinc finger protein XlCGF8.2DB-like. The record is from RefSeq and is a predicted model, not a curated record. NCBI's taxonomy places the organism in Eukaryota, Metazoa, Chordata, Actinopteri, Cypriniformes, Cyprinidae. Gene Ontology annotation, molecular function: RNA polymerase II cis-regulatory region sequence-specific DNA binding; DNA-binding transcription factor activity. The transcript has 4 exons. Gene Ontology annotation, biological process: regulation of transcription by RNA polymerase II. Bases 249 to 1373 code for a protein of 374 amino acids.